Necator americanus (New World hookworm) is the source of this 330-nucleotide messenger RNA. RefSeq lists its product as uncharacterized. The transcript has 2 exons. The record is from RefSeq and is a predicted model, not a curated record. Bases 1 to 330 code for a protein of 109 amino acids. Lineage: Eukaryota; Metazoa; Nematoda; Chromadorea; Rhabditida; Ancylostomatidae.
AUGUCCACAGGCGCUGAACUACAUGCCCUUCUCGGAGCUGCAGAGCGUAUCAAAUUUUACGUCAUUGCUCUGCAGGAGACCAAGUGCAGAAGGAGCGACGUGCAACGGCUGGAUGACGGUACACUCGUCUUUGGCGAGUACAAGUUUAAGCUAGAUCUAGAAGCUGCCGAGACAGCUCGCAAUGCCAUAUUGGGUUUGGCUCAGGAGCCAUUAACGAACAUACGAUACAAUGGUGGUUCAGUAAAUUCCGCAGCGGUAAAGAGAGCCCUGAAGAUGACAAGCUCAGCGGUCGGCCAUCCGAUGUUGACAACAACCAACUUCGAGCCUUAG